Messenger RNA from Galeopterus variegatus (Sunda flying lemur), 544 nucleotides. Its product is annotated as dolichyl pyrophosphate Man9GlcNAc2 alpha-1,3-glucosyltransferase-like. The transcript has 4 exons. The coding region runs from base 78 to 482 and encodes 134 amino acids. Gene Ontology annotation, biological process: protein N-linked glycosylation. Gene Ontology annotation, molecular function: dolichyl pyrophosphate Man9GlcNAc2 alpha-1,3-glucosyltransferase activity. The record is from RefSeq and is a predicted model, not a curated record. NCBI's taxonomy places the organism in Eukaryota, Metazoa, Chordata, Mammalia, Dermoptera, Cynocephalidae. Gene Ontology annotation, cellular component: endoplasmic reticulum membrane.
GGGGUGUUCUUGGAGUAUCUUGUGACUGGGACCUGCUAGGGUCACUGGCAUUUUGCUUAGCUAUAAAUUAUAAACAGAUGGAACUUUACCACUCCUUGCCAUUUUUUUGCUUUUUACUUGGCAAGUGUUUUAAAAAAGGCCUCAAAGGAAAGGGGUUUGUGUUGUUAAUUAAGCUAUCCUGUACGGUUAUGGCUUCCUUCAUUCUGUGCUGGCUGCCAUUUUUUACAGAAAGGGAACAAACCUUGCAGGUUCUAAGAAGACUCUUCCCAGUUGAUCGUGGAUUAUUUGAGGAUAAAGUAGCCAAUAUUUGGUGCAGCUUCAGUGUCUUUCUGAAGAUUAAGGAUAUUUUGCCACAUCAUAUCCAGAUAAUAAUCAGCUUUUGUUUUACAUUUUUGAGCCUGCUUCCCGCAUGUAUAAAAUUAACAAUUCAGCCCUCUCCCAAAGGAUUCAAAUAUACUUUGGUAAGUUUCUCAUUAUCUUAGAUACCUAAUUUUUACUACAACUAAUCUAAUAAAAAUAUAGAUAAUUAUUUUCUUGCUCUGAA